Armigeres subalbatus is the source of this 1647-nucleotide messenger RNA. Its product is annotated as MAPK/MAK/MRK overlapping kinase-like. Gene Ontology annotation, cellular component: nucleus; cytoplasm. Lineage: Eukaryota; Metazoa; Arthropoda; Insecta; Diptera; Culicidae. The transcript has 5 exons. Gene Ontology annotation, molecular function: protein serine/threonine kinase activity; ATP binding. Bases 268 to 1515 code for a protein of 415 amino acids. Gene Ontology annotation, biological process: intracellular signal transduction; protein phosphorylation. The record is from RefSeq and is a predicted model, not a curated record.
CUUUUGUUAAACAUAUGGACAUGGGAAAAAAGUACUGGGAAAGUUGAACAACUGAACUGAAGAAAACAACAACGGCGCUGCAAUAAAUGUUUGUUUUCUCAUAAAAACAUUAAAAGAAUGCCUCCAAAAACUUAUAUGAGACAUUUAUGCCUAGAACGGCAGAGAGGAUAUUGAUUCAACAAAUCAUAGCCUGCUUUGAACUUUUCUGUUUAAAAUGAAAUGUUGUGACAGUUUGUUGCCUGUCCAAAUCAUUGGGCAUUGCUGAAAAUGUCUGGAUUUGAACUUGUUGACUACAAGGUCCUAGAGAAAAUUGGCGAGGGUUCAUUUUCCGAAGUAUAUCGAGCCAGGCACAAACGGACAGGUUUCUACUACGCUGCCAAAAAGCUCACCAAAGUCUACGCAGAUUCCGCGGAAGCUUUGCAGUGUUCAGAAAUCCAGAUGAUGAAACUCCUUGACUAUCACCCGAACGUGGUCAGUCUAAUCGAUAUUUUGCAUGACGAACUUCACGGAAGUCUAACUCUGAUAAUGGAACUGAUGGACAUGAGCAUGUACGACUAUAUCAAGAACCGAAAACGUUGUCUCUCGGAGAAACGUGUCAAGCGAUUUUUGUUUCAGAUCAUUUCCGGGUUGCAUCAUCUGCAUCGUAAUGGCAUCUUCCAUCGGGAUAUUAAACCAGAGAACAUUCUGAUCAAAAUUCCGCAUAAGCUCAAAGAGAGCGAACUCGUUCAGUUGGCGGACUUUGGCUCGAUCUGCAGUACUUAUCAGAAUCCUCCAUACUCGGCAUACAUUUCCACGCGGUGGUACCGUUCGCCGGAGUGUUUAUUAACGUCCGGCUAUUAUGGACCUAAAAUGGAUAUCUGGGCCGUGGGGUGCUGCUUCUAUGAAAUGCUUACCCUCGUUCCUUUAUUUCCCGGUGAAAAUGAGUUGGACCAAUUACAUCUGAUUCAUGCCGUUACGGGUUCCCCCUCGGCAGUUGUGUUAGCCAAAUUUAAACAUUUAAAUCAGUUGGACUACGAAUUUCCCAAGCAGAAAUCGACCAGCUUUCGAGUGCUUAUCCCGCUGCUCAGUCACUACGGAGUGGAUAUUCUGAACCGCACCCUGACAUACGUUCCGGAAACGAGGAUAGGCACAACGAAGCUGCUGAAGCAUGUCUAUUUCGACGAUAUCUGCAGAAACAAGACAUCUUCAAGGCUAUCGUCUUCUAUGCAGUGUCUAGACGAUGUGGGAGAUGGCCAUAGCAAGAAAGGCAGUCCUCGAGGAAAGAACACAAAAAGUUCCAUCGGCAGCACUGAAUCACUGAACCGUUCGAUCCAGAGCAAUGCAAGCAUUUUGAACAGCACUAUGUCGACGACAACGAGAACCGCCGGUAGUUCCCGGAACAGCACCAGUUACCAACAGAACAGCCUAGCAUCGGACAUAAUCAAGUACAAAAAUCUCGAACGCAUGUGGGGGAUGAAUCCAAGCCCAGGAAAAACGCGCCUUGGGCAACAGAUUGCGACCGCGAGGAAGUUCUGACGACACCAAACGCACCUCACCUAGGAACGCUACCAAAGUAUUUCGAAGAGGACAGUUUCUUUUCUAACGUCCGUGAUCAAGUGAGAAAGCUUGUUUAUUUUUAGAAAACAUCUAUUUUGAUAUUCCAUCUUU